GGUGGGCUCUUCAGUAGUGAAAAGGUGGAAAAGUCGUCAUCUGCGUAAUAAAUGUUAAUUUUCUAAACUGUUUCCUCUUCGGGGCGGAAUUUUUCCCAACCACUGUUUGCGCAAUUCGAUCCCGAUCCGGCUGAGUGCUCUCCAACAUGGCCGGCCGAGCUGGUUCAGCCAAAGGAAGAGGAACGGGAGGGGCGGCUAAAUCCAACAACGUAAACAUCGAGGAGGAUGUCCGCAUCGCGAUUCACUACAUGAUCGACAAGUUCGUGCAGGACGAGAAGCUGAGCGAGUUUGAUUUUCCUGCCUCGUUCACCCGGGAGCACCGGGCCUACAUCCACGAGUACGUCAAAAACAAAUCGCUCAAGUCGCGAUCCCAUGGGAAAGGCAAUUUACGUUACCUGACGAUCUACAAAUCGAACAUUCUGUCUCUUAUCCAUGACGAUGCCAGUCUAAAUAUGAGCGAGACCUCGAGCAGGAUGAUCGGAAUGCUGCUGGACAAGCAGGGCGGUUUUCAGAAGGAGAUCGCCGACUCGCAUGCCAGACGGAAGAUCUUUCCUUGCCUGACGGCGUACAGCCUAAACCUAGGUUCACCGAACAAUACCGUCAAGUGCAUCCCGCCGCCGUCGAAUUCCAGCAUGCAGGUCAUCCAGGAGCGUCAACGACUGCCGAUCGCGCCCUACCGAGACGCGAUCCUUAACUGUCUGAACCAGAACCAGGUCAUGAUUCUGUCCGGUAGCACCGGUUCCGGUAAAACUACCCAAAUUCCGCAAUACAUUCUGGAAUCAAGCACACAGCGGGGCGACUCGUGUCGCAUAAUUUGUACGCAACCGCGGCGCCUGUCGGCCAUUACGGUUGCCGAUCGGGUUAGCUUCGAGCGUAACGAACCCGUCGGACACACCGUGGGCUAUCAAAUUCGACUGGAGAGCAAGCUAAGCCCGAUCACUAACCUGAUUUUCUGCACCAACGGCGUUCUGCUGCGAUGUCUGAUGGGCAAGAAUGCGAACAGCAUCCUCAAUGAUGUCACCCACAUCAUCGUCGACGAAGUGCACGAGCGAGAUCAGUACUCGGACUUUUUGCUCAUCUCGCUCAAGGAAAAAGUCCUCCAGCAUACGAACAUUAAGAUUAUCCUGAUGUCGGCCACCAUCGAGUCGAACACAUUUUCGCGCUACUUCAACAACAGUCCGCUGAUCGAAAUUCCCGGCCGGCUGUUCCCCAUCGAAAACUAUUACCUGGAGGAUGUGCUGUUCCGAGUGGACAGCUACAAUGCAAAAAUCAAUGAGGUUAAGCGGCAAUAUAGGAGCACUCCGGACUUCGCUAGGACAAUGUGCCAGCAGAGUCAGCAGCGCCUGGACGGGUUCAACACCGCAAAUAUGGAUGACGAGACGAUUCUGCUGAUGAACGACAUCCUCGAGCUGUGCUGGCUCGAAAAUAAUGCGGAAGAUUUUAAUCACUUUUUCUACCUUGUCGAGGAUGAGAACAAUCCAAUCAACUUCCAGCACACGGAGACGAAGAUGACGGCACUGAUGAUUGCCGCUGCCAAGGGGUAUACCAACGUGGUCAAACGCCUGCUGGAGAUGGGCGCUGACCCGUCUAUUAAGGGCAAACACAACUACACCGCACUGGACUGGACGAUAAGUAUCAACGGUUAUGGCGCCUGUUCUCAGCUGCUGGAAAUGGCCAUCAACCCUCAGCAGCUUCAACAGCAAGCCCUACAGCAACUGCAAUCUCCCCCCAAGCAACUGUCGAAGGUCCUACUCGACGUGUACCACAGCACCGUGAACGACGAAAAGAUCGACCAUCGCUUGAUACUGGAUAUUAUAAUGUACAUUUGCACGCAACUCCCGCCGGGAGCGAUCUUGGUUUUUCUACCGGGCUACGACGACAUCCUAGAGCAGUUCGAAACUCUAAGCAGUCGAAUGAAUGGUUCGAACAAUUUUCGAAUCUACAUGCUGCACAGCAACAUGCCAACGAACGACCAGAAUGCCGUUUUCAAACCUGUUGCACCCAGCACCCGGAAGAUCAUCCUCUCGACCAACAUCGCCGAGACAUCGAUCACCAUCGACGACGUGGUGUACGUCAUCGACAGCGGCAAGGUGAAGCAGAAGCACUACGAUUCGGUGACAUCGACUACAUCGCUAACGGCCACCUGGAUUUCGCAAGCUUGUGCCACCCAGCGAGCUGGUCGAGCUGGCCGAACGAAGCCCGGCAUAUGUUUCCGGCUGUUCACCCGACAGCGGUACGAAUCCAUGGACAAGUUCACCCUACCGGAGAUCCUGCGGGUACCGUUGACGGAAAUCUGCCUGCAAACUUCGAUCAUUGCCAGCCACACAUCGAUUCUUAACUUUUUGAGCAAAGCCAUCCAGCCGCCGUCCCCGAUGAGCAUCAAGCAAAGUAUCAAACUGCUGCAGAAGCUGGGCGCUUUGGAUGAUGACGAAAAUCUCACGGAACUGGGACUCAUCCUGGCCGAUCUCCCCGUGGACGCCCGCUUCGGGAAAAUCCUCCUGUACGGCAUUUUCCUCAAAUGCAUCGAUCCCAUCCUUACGAUAGUUAGUGCCCUCAGUGUUAAUGAUCCUUUUAUACUGCCGACGACGGCGGCCGAUAAGGACCGGGCGGCAAAAUCGAAACGGGACAUGGCCGAGGAUUCUUACAGCGAUUGCCUGUGCUUGUUGCGAGCGUUCCAGAAGUUUAACGAGUCUAGACCAUCGAUGAAAGAGCGCCAGUUUUGCAAUCGUUUCUUUCUCAACUCGGGCACGAUGGACACCAUCUCCAGUUUGCGAAGUAAAAUUCUCGGACAUCUUCGUUCGGUGGGUCUGGUAAGGAACUACGGGCCGGGUAGUAUUCAGGAUCUAAAUCUCCAUUCGGAUAGUUGGGCUGUGGUGAAAGCUUGUUUGGUGGCCGGUUUGUAUCCAAAUGUCUGCCGGGUGGACAAGGAGAAUGCAACGAUCAAAACAAGAAUCGAGAAGAAGAUCAGUCCCCAUCCGAGUUCGGUUAUCCGUGAUAAAUCCCUAAAGAAGAAUAAGGAGAGCAUUCUAUCGCUUCCAUCCGAGUGGAUUGUGUUCGAGGAGAAAACCCGAGCUGGAGCGCACUGUUUGAUCAAGUGCAAUACGGUUGUGGCGCCUGUGACGAUCGCCCUGUUUUGCGGUCCCCUGUUCCUGGUGGAAGAGGAAUCACUGAUACCCUGGAAGGAGCUGGACGAGUCAAAUUCCGACAAUGACGAGCACGAUAUGUCCGACAAAAGUAAGCUGAUUGUGGACGAUUGGAUAAACUUUGCCGUGAACAGUGAUUUCGGUAUGUCCGUGUUCCACUUCCGGCACAAGCUGAGUGCACUAUUCCUCAAGUUCAUCAGUAACCCCCGGGGCUAUGCACACAAUGCAAGUGACGUGUACCUGUUGAAUACGGUAGCCCGUGUGCUGGAGGAGGAAGAGCGGCACCUCGGAUUUGCCGGCCACGCAAACAUCGGCCAAAAGCCGCGACCUCCGCUGUCGAGUAAUGUGAUGGACGUGAAAAACGGCGCGCUAUCGAAUGCGUACUUCUCGCCGAACGACUUCAAGCAUGGACCGGGCGGUCACAGUAACAACAAUAACAACAACAAUGUCAACCACGGUGGCAAACACCAGAACCGGCAUCAAAAUCAGCAUCACCACCACCACGGCGGGGGCAGCGGUGGCGGCGGUGGUGGUGGUGGCGCUGGCGUCGGAGGUAGUAAUAAGCAACACCAGAACAACAAUAACCACAACAAGAAACAUGAAAGCAAAGUGAGAUACUUCAUCGUACAUGCGGAAUCGGUUGAGCAGGUCCAACAGGUGGCGGACAGCCCGGACGAAGGCUGCUGGAGUUUCAACGCUACGCUGCAACCCAAGCUGACCAAACUGUUGAAGAGAACUUCCAACCUUAGCAUUAUCCUGUUUUUCCACAUAUCACAAAGUAAAUGCUUUUACGGGACAGGCAGGCUCACUCUGGUAUCGAACCAAACGAAUCUGAACAUCUGCUCUCGGAGCACGGUAUCUUUCGAUACACUAAGUAAUUUUGAAAAAAGUUUCCUGCGGGGUAGAGUCCUGGAGCAAUAUCUGGACGGCGAGGAGUUGUCUCCCCUUUCCGGGCAGGAGUUGUUGGAGUAUUUCAAGUGAACCACUUAACUUGAACGUCUCAUUAAAUCCGUUGCAAUGAUAUUCAGUAAGGGCAAACAAAUACACAUACACAGAUACACUCUCUUUUAUCACACACACACCCACACACUUACAUACACGAAACAAAUUAACAAGAAAAAAAAACAAAAAGAAAAGUUUCACUGCAAUGAAACCAUACAGUAACUUGUUCACUUACAGCAGAAUAGUUAUUACAAAAAAACAAAUAAAAGAAUUAAAGUACAGACCACGUGAUCACUUUCUCUUAUAAUCUAUAGUUUACGUAUUAUUGUAUCUUGCGUCGAAGGCGAAAUGUAAAAAAAGAAGAAACUAUUUGGGGGUCGAAUUCAGCGCUCUUGAUAAAAAAGCUAAUGAGACAGACAAAAGUAUCAUCCAUUCACGUAAUACAAAAAAAAAAAACAAAACAAAACGAUACGAGGAAUUCUAAACUGAACCAGAUUGAACGGAACAGAGCAGAAUGGUAACAAAAGAACAAAACAAACAAACAACAUUGAACAUGAUGAUGAUGAUGAUGAUGAUAACGAUGAUAGCAGCAAACAGAAAUGUACUAUUAAUUUAAAUUAAAUUGUAAAAGUGAAAUAAAAACUGAAAACUUUUAAAGUUAUCAAUGUGAAACCAGAAUAACCAGAGUU
This is a messenger RNA of Sabethes cyaneus, 4774 nucleotides long. Its product is annotated as 3'-5' RNA helicase YTHDC2-like. Lineage: Eukaryota; Metazoa; Arthropoda; Insecta; Diptera; Culicidae. Gene Ontology annotation, cellular component: intracellular anatomical structure. The record is from RefSeq and is a predicted model, not a curated record. The transcript is spliced from 6 exons. The coding region runs from base 147 to 4124 and encodes 1325 amino acids. Gene Ontology annotation, molecular function: RNA binding; ATP binding; protein binding.